Sturnus vulgaris (Common starling) is the source of this 2417-nucleotide messenger RNA. RefSeq names its product P2Y receptor family member 10. Gene Ontology annotation, molecular function: G protein-coupled receptor activity. Gene Ontology annotation, cellular component: plasma membrane. NCBI's taxonomy places the organism in Eukaryota, Metazoa, Chordata, Aves, Passeriformes, Sturnidae. The record is from RefSeq and is a predicted model, not a curated record. Gene Ontology annotation, biological process: positive regulation of Rho protein signal transduction; phospholipase C-activating G protein-coupled receptor signaling pathway.
GCUGAGCACGGCUCUGCCUGCCAAGGAAUGAUCCACCCACCCUACACCAGCACAGCCUCAUCCAGCAGCCCAGCCAUGACCCAGAGCAACCAGAGCUGCUCCCGCCAGGACAUCACCUUCAAGAGCAGCCUCUAUGCCACCACCUACACCCUCAUCUUCAUCCCGGGGCUCCUGGCCAACGGCGCUGCCCUGUGGGUCCUGUGCAGGUUCCUCAGCAGGAAGAGCAAAGCCGUCAUCUUCAUGAUCAACCUGGCCGUGGCUGACCUGGCCCACGUCCUCUCGCUGCCCCUGCGCAUCUACUACUACAUCAACCACACCUGGCCCUUUGGGGAUGUCCUGUGCUUGCUGUGCUUCUACCUGAAGUACCUCAACAUGUACGCCAGCAUCUGCUUCCUCACCUGCAUCAGCAUCCAGCGCUACUUCUUCCUGUACCACCCCUUCCGAGCCAAGGGCUGGAAGCGCCGCUAUGAUGUGGCCAUCAGCACCCUGGUGUGGCUCGUGGUGGGGGCUGCCUGCGUGCCCUUCCCCAUCAUGAGGAGCCACGGGCUGGGUGCCAACACCACCAGCUGCUUUGCAGACCUGGGUGUGAAGCCGAUCGACAGCAAGGUGGGCACGGUGCUGAUGACGGGCACCGCCGAGCUCCUGGGGUUCGUGGGGCCGCUGGUCAUCAUCUUGUUCUGCACCUGGAAGACAAGAGACUCCAUCCGGGGCUUCCACAUCCCACAGGAGAGCAGUGGGGAGAGGAGGAAGGCCAUCAAGAUGGUUUCCAUGUGUGCCAUUGUGUUCUGUGUGUGUUUUGCUCCCUACCACAUCAACUUUUUCUUCUACAUGUUGGUGAAGGAGAAUGUCAUCACCGACUGCUUCCUGAGCACCAUCACGCUCUACACCCAGCCCUUCUGCCUGAGCCUCGCCAGCUUCGACUGCUGCUUGGAUCCCAUCAUCUAUUUCUUCAUGACUUCUGAGUUCCAGGAAGAGAUUUCCAGGCACAGCAGCAUGGCCAUCCGGAGCCGGCUCAUGAGCAAGGAGAGCGCCUCGUCGAUGAAGGAAUGACAAGAAAAAAACAAGGGAAAACCAAGGUACCUCAUAUGAAAUCUGAGACUGGUCUAAGAUACUCCAUUACUGUUGUGGAAGAUCCUGCAGGUUUAUCCACAGGAGUUUUGGGACAGAGGAAUUUUUUCAGUAUAUAGAAGAUAAAUCCUAAGACUGGUGUGUUGGAAUCUGGUGAGUGGCCCACUUGGUGUGACUGUCCCCACCCUGUGCCAUCCCCACCUGACCUCUCUGGACUAGACAAUACACAGGAGGGAGUGAAAAACUUUUACUGGGAAAUGGUGGAAAAGUCCCAGGUUUUUCUUCUGCUUCCCAGUUACAGGCUCUAUGACCAAGCCAGAGACAAUCCCACAUUCACACACUGACAUCUGCUGAAGGAUCUGCUCUGGGAACACCACACAAGAACCUAAAACUGGCCAGUAGCAACCGAAGGACACUGUGGUUUGUGCAGUGGGGCUGUGGACAGGUGGAGGAGUGCAGGUGGUUUCCAUGUGCUCCUGGGUUUGGUGCAUCCCACUGGUCACCAGUGACCUCUGCUCCCCCUUUCUGCCCUCACCCUCCUGCUCUGCUCCUCCUUUCCCUCCUCACCCAGCUCUGUUUGCUCCCUAAUUGCUGACGCAUCCCAGAAUUUGCACCUGCAGCUGGUGCAAGACCCUCUGCAAGACAAAUUCUCCUCAAACAUCCAGAGAGUGGCACCUUCCCUUGCUCCAGGUGACUUUCUUCCCCUCUAAGCUGUCAAGGGGGACGUGGGCAGGUGACUUUUGCCUUUGGACCCCUUGGGGCACCCCAUGGUGGCCCUGGGGUCAGUGCAGGUGGGUUUGAUGGCGCUGGUGGUACCACUCAGGUUCUCACUCCCUUCUGUGUGUGGUCCAGAGAUGAAUCUGCCCCAAAAAAGCUCAGCUCAACCUGUUCAGUUGAUGCUUCUUUUAAAAAAGAGAGGAGUCCUUGCCAGGGUGAUUUCACUGAUAGACCAGAAGUUAAGUUCACAGAUUGCUGUGAUUUUUUUCCACCAGGUCCUUGCAUGAUCCUAAUGUUUACAAUUUUUGGUAGCUAUGCAAAGCAGCGACAAGGAAGAAUUAAUUUACCCCCUUAUUUUUAAUUAGUUACAGCUCUUCAGCUGAGUCCACCCACUCUGUAACUUCAAGGAUAUCUCAUGAUACCUGGGGAUGGAUUUGGCUGAACAGCCACCAAUUUACUGCUCUUGGAAAUCAGUAUAUUUUCAAAAGAAUGUGAACAAUUUGUACAGUCUUGCAACAGUUGCUACAAAACCAAAAGAAAUAUCAGAAACACUUGCCAUGUGUGUUUUAACUCCAACCACUCAAUUCCACUGAGUUAAAAUGUAACUCAGCCAAACAUUCCCUGCAUAUUGU